This is a messenger RNA of Nelumbo nucifera (sacred lotus), 1561 nucleotides long. Its product is annotated as VQ motif-containing protein. The record is from RefSeq and is a predicted model, not a curated record. Lineage: Eukaryota; Viridiplantae; Streptophyta; Magnoliopsida; Proteales; Nelumbonaceae.
UCUUUUGCUUUUUCACCUUUUAUAUAACUUAAUAAAGCAUUAAAACACUGUAAAAGAACAACAUCAAUGGUGAGGUCUACAUAAUCAAUUCUUCUUCCAUUUGUUUUAAUUAGAAAAAAAAAAAAAAAAGAGAGAAGAAAAAGCAGAGAUACAUCACAAGAUCAAGCAGAGAAGAUCGAAAAGAUCCAGAGGGAGAGAAGAUAGAGGAGGAGCUAUAAUGGAAAAAAGCUGUCAAUCAUUUGUAAGCUCUAGCAGUAAUAGCAGCAACAAUAACAGAGAUCAUUACCUCAAGCAUCUCAAUAAAAUCUCUCACAAGAUAUCAAAAGAUCCACCAAAACCUCUCAUCAGAAGAAUUCCUCCUCUUGAUCAUCAUCUUUCCCACCAUCAUCACCAGCACCAGCAGCAACAACAUCAACAGCAACAGCAACAACAGCAAAAUCAGCCUCCGGUUUAUAAUAUCAACAAAAGCGAUUUCAGGGAUGUAGUUCAGAAGCUCACAGGCUCUCCGGCUCAUGACCGCUUCUCUACCCCUCCACCCAUCCACCCGCCCAAACCCCCAAGCUCCCGUCUCCAGCGUAUACGCCCUCCCCCGCUUGAGCAUGUUAGCCCCAGGCCUCCCCAUCCGCUAAACAACACCGUUGCUCCUAUGGCCGCCACUUCGGCUUCCUUGCCCUCCAUAAACCCCAACCCCAGCAUCAACAGCGGCAAUUUCAACAACGUCGGUAACUUUAUCGCCACCAACAAUGGGCAGCCACCAUCGCCUCUAUCACCCCUUCCACCUUUCCCGGCUGUCCAUGCAGCAGCAGAAUCACCCAUCUCUGCUUACAUGAGGUACCUCCAGGGCUCGAUAUCGGCUACAGAUCCUGAAUCAAAGCGAUUUUCCGGGUUAUCCCCUUUGGCGCCGCUUGUCUCACCCCGCUGGAAUAACCCUAGCCCAUUGCAGCUACAACAACCGCAGCUCCCCCUGCCUCCGCCACUGCCGCAGCAACAACAGGUUCUCCUUCAGUCACCGACCUCGGCAAUGACUCCUUCGCAGUUUCUGAUGCCUUUGUCACCUUUGCCUUUUGGAAGACUUCCGUCACCGCGGUCUCCAUACCCUUUACUUUCGCCAACUUUUUUAUUUUCGCCUACGGCGGGUCAGUUAGGGUUUCCUCAGUUCCCUCCAUCGCCAAGGUUGCCGGUGCCGAGUCCUAAGUGGAGAGAUUUUUAGAGGCUCAAAUUCAUAGUUUCUGGCGAAGAAGGUGAGCCUUCUUUGUCUGUAUUCAUCUUUCUUUUCCUUUGUUUUUCUUUGUUUUUUUUUUUUGUGUUUAAUUUGUACCAUGUCUGUGUCUUUGUUACUUCUGUACAUCGAGAAGUGGUUAUUCAAAUUGCCGGUUGUUGGGGGGAAGGAGAUCUAACACUGGUUAAAAUGGAUUUGUUCUGUAAAUGAAUGUUAAAACACAUAAAAACCCUAGAUUUAUUCUUCUUACUGGACAUGGUGGAGAGAAGGUUAACCCUAGAUUUAUUCUUCUUGUAAUCGUAUUCAAUGUGUUUGGUUUAUGAAUUCAUCAUUUGCUUGGAA